AUGGUUCCAACUCAGCGGGAUUCUCGGCUUUGUCUCCUUCUGCUGCUGGGGCUCUUGGGAGUGGUGAUUGCAUUCCAUGGCGCACCCGGUAAUCUAACCCCAGCUCAGUGGUUUGAAGUUCAGCACAUAAACAUGACCAACAGUCAAUGCAACAUCGCGAUGCAGCCAAUUAACAAACAUCUUAAUUCUUCUGGAAGAACAUGCAAACGAUUCAAUACUUUCCUCAACACAACGUUUGCUGCUGUAGCUAAUGUUUGUACCACCAGAAACGGAACCUGCCAUAGCAGCCACUAUACAAAUUGUCAUAACAGCUCAUUUCAAGUCAGCGUAACCAACUGCAACCUCACAACACCUUCAAAACAAUAUUUGAACUGCAGAUACAGUCAAUCACAGGCACUGAAGUUCUACACUGUUGCCUGUGAAUGCAGAACUCGACAAGACAGUGUUACCCACAUUCAGGUUCCAGUUCACUUGGAUUGGAUCUUCUAAGUCCUGGUCAAGCUCAUGUGCCAAGCCCCACAGUCACAGCUACUGUUACAUCUCACCAUCUACCCUAGAUAUCAGCAUCGGUCCUCAUUGCCAGCUCCCAACCCUCUUUAAACUUUGCUGAGCUGAAGCUCCUGUGUUCCUACAAUAAACUACU
Messenger RNA from Pteropus alecto (black flying fox), 643 nucleotides. RefSeq names its product ribonuclease A family member 2 (gene RNASE2). Bases 1 to 489 code for a protein of 162 amino acids. Lineage: Eukaryota; Metazoa; Chordata; Mammalia; Chiroptera; Pteropodidae. The record is from RefSeq and is a predicted model, not a curated record. Gene Ontology annotation, molecular function: RNA nuclease activity; nucleic acid binding. The transcript has a single exon. Gene Ontology annotation, biological process: innate immune response in mucosa; chemotaxis.